Molecule: messenger RNA, 562 nt
Organism: Tachysurus vachellii
Lineage: Eukaryota; Metazoa; Chordata; Actinopteri; Siluriformes; Bagridae
Product: dual specificity protein phosphatase 13A-like
Exons: 3
Coding region: 20-562 (180 amino acids)
Biological process (GO): negative regulation of MAPK cascade; protein dephosphorylation
Cellular component (GO): cytoplasm
Molecular function (GO): MAP kinase phosphatase activity; protein tyrosine/serine/threonine phosphatase activity
Source: RefSeq, a predicted model, not a curated record
GUGUGUGUGUGAGAGAGAGAUGGACACAGAGUAUGAAACCCCCUCAGUGAAGGAUCUGGAAAGGAUACUUUAUGGAGGAAUACGGAGCGGAAAUCAUGUGGACGAGGUUUGGCCCAACCUGUUUCUGGGAGACAUGUCAAUAGCCAACGAUCGCUACAGCCUGUGGAAGCUCAGGAUCUCACAUGUGCUGAACGCCGCUCACGGGAAAGCACACUGCCACGGCAGCCACGAGUUUUACGGCUCGUCUGUGGAGUACUACGGCGUACCAGCAGAUGAUUCACCGUCCUUUAAUCUCUCUCCUUACUUCCAACCGUGUGCAGACUUCAUCCAUCAGGUGCUGAACUGUCCUGGAGCACGAUUGCUGGUGCACUGUGCAGUAGGAGUGAGUCGUUCUGCUUCACUGGUUCUCGCCUACCUGAUGAUCCACCACCAGCUCCCCCUGCUGGAGGCCAUCAUCACGGUGAAACAGUACAGAUGGAUUUUCCCAAAUCGUGGAUUUCUCCGGCAGCUUCGAGCACUCGAUAUCAAACUGAACAAAACGAAGCAUAAAACAACGACGUGA